CAACAUCAGCAUCCCGCCAUCAUGAGAGCAGUGUUGCUGUUUCCUUAUGAACUGCCCUGUGUAGAAUCUCACUGCACUGGGAAAAUUAGCCUUUGGCUGCUUGAUGGGAGUUGUAAGUUGCAGUUGGGGCUGGUGUAUAGCCGAGUGAAGGACUGUCCGGGUUUUAAACCGUAAGUGGAGUGAGAAUCACUGAGAAACACUGACUCCAAUCUGGCAACCCCGCCUGGCUGUGAACUCUCCAUUCCGGACUGGGCGCAGCGCCGUGCUGACGGACUGAUGGACGGAUAGACAGAUAGAGGCAAGCACAGGGAAAGAGGGAGAGGAGAAGAAUGAAUGGAUUUGCUGCUGUAGGUAAUAAGAGCAUGGAGCCGAGCAGUUUCCCUGUUCAUGCGGAAUUACGCGCGGGUUCCCCGGUUUUUCCUCACUGCGCAAAAUGAUUCUCUCGGUGGACAGAAACUUUUGUUGAUCAUCGCCUGAAUUCGGAUAUGACACCGAUGCACAUUUCUCACUCGGAUGAUUAGGUGAUCACCAGUUCGGGCCUCAUUAUGAUUGCUACUGGAGGCCUCUUGAGAAUCUCAGCAAGACGCCAAGAUUCCCUCCGUGCCAAAAACCGGGCAGAGAACAAGCGCAAGAGAAAAGCCAAGAAGAAGAGAAAGAAUGAGGUGGUGGUGGUGAAGGGCAAACUGAAGCUCUGUUCGGUCUCUGGGCUGAUUGCUGCACUGGGCAUUAUUGUGUUGCUUGUUGGGAUUGCCUUGGCUGUACUAGGCUACUGGCCUAAAGGAAGUCCGCUUUACCCAGGACUCCUCACAGUUAAAGGCUUACAGAAACCAGCCUUUACCAAUGACAGAGGAGGACCCAAAGCAGUGAACUGGACGACAAGUGGUAAGGUUAUUUAUCAGCUGGAUAAAGAUGUUAAAAGCUCUAAUUCUACUAAUGGCACAACUGAGGAAUCGCCAAAAUUGGGUGUCUUUGCUGAGUUUUUAAACAGACACUUACAUUCAGACAAACUAAAAGUGUUUGGACCAUUGAUAAUGGGCAUUGGUAUCUUCCUGUUCAUUUGCGCUAAUGCAGUCCUGCACGAAAACAGGGACAAAAAGACAAAAAUCAUUAACCUUAGGGACAUUUAUUCAACGGUUAUUGAUAUUCACAGUUUGCGAUCCAAGGACAAUGCUUCACUUAAUGGAUUUGUGAACUAUAUGCAAUCAAAGGGGGUAGAAGGCAAUCCAAGCUCUGUAUACAAUGCUGCUAUGCUAGCAAAGGGCUCAUGGCCAUCUUCAGGAUCUUUCAAACAGGACCAGGAUAGCAGGCCGUCAUCCAGAAACUCAUCUAUUGGCAAACUGGAAGACUUACCUUUGGAUAGUCUUGCCAUCACAGACACAGUGUAUAGCAUUUGCAGGGAUCAGUCACCAGAGGCGAAGCAAUGGGAGACCAAAACAAUUGUGACCUCCUCAGUCAAUGCUUUCACACUACCAUUGAUCAGGCUCAACCACAGGACAGCAGGAAACAGAAGGGGUUCGGAUAAAUCUGGGGAGACCACAAGUGAAUGUCUGGAUUCGGAUGCUAUUCAUCACUGCUUGGAGUCUCUAGUGGCAUCAGGGAGCAUCAGGAAAGCCAAAGUGAAGACUCCUCAAACUCGAACCAUUAUUUCCCAGAACUCAGUGGAAGUUUAUAAGGGUAGCAACAGCCUGCAAGAGAUGCCACACCUCUCUCUUCAAGGCUCACGGGUGCAACUCCUUCCUGCAUCCCCUGGCCCUAAAGUGACAGGCUCUCACCUGUCCUUAAGUGCCCUAUCAGACUACUCCAGGUCCAUUGACUUGGGAAUCUGCCCGUCCACCCCUGUGAACCGGCACAUGGAUCGAACCAGGCGACGUAGCUGUCCUCGACUGGAAGGCCCAAGCAGUGGGGGUUAUAUCAAACUCGAGGGUCUUGGAGGGGAGUCUUUUGAGUCCACUGAUAUGACAAGUUUUAGUCAUGGAAGUUCUUCUGAGCUUUUGUCUAAAGGGCACGUUUCAAAAAAUCCCCUUGUCCAGGAGGAAGAUGUCUCCAGUGAACCUGACCAUGACAUGAUCAGACAAUACUCAAAUAAAGACAAACUGGUGAUGAUUUCCCAAUCAGACACUACCUUAGAGGACCUGGAAAUCGAGAGUGUAGAACUAUAACUGAGCCACCAGAAGAAAUCAGUGAAUUUGCAAGGUUUAAUAGAGACAUUACAUACUAAAGUCAUUACAACAAUCGAUAUUUUCCUUUUUACUCUUACAGUGGAAAUGGAUACAUUUACUUGCUGUAAUGCCUUGGGUACUAAUGAAUAUAUUAUCUUCCUUUCUUUGGAAUUAUGUUUAAUGCCUUCCCAGACCAAGAAUGAAAUUUUAAAAAAAACUUGCAUUGCAGAGAAGAGCAUUAAAAACAUGCUGGCAUGCCAGGAACAUUUAUAAUUGCUAUUUAAUAAGCAAAGAAUAUAUAUAAAGGAAAAGCAACAAAAAAAGUUUUGAAGUGUGGUAGCACAUCGCUACAAGGUUCCAUUUUUGUAUUUACAGUAGAAAAGCAGUAUGUGGCUGUUCCACCUGUCCACCAGUGUGUUUCUUUCUAAUAAGUAAUGGGGAGUUGCUGUCUCAACAGCAUGUAUUUUAUACUGUAGUGUCCUUGCACUUUUUUUUUAAUUAACCAAAUUAAUGAUUUUAAUGGUUUGACUUGAUACAUAGCAAUAUCUUCUUUGAAAUAUCAUCUGCCUGAGGGAGACCCAUUAUGUUUG
Messenger RNA from Ictalurus punctatus (channel catfish), 2749 nucleotides. It is a transcript of the gene tmem200ca, whose product is annotated as transmembrane protein 200C, genome duplicate a. The record is from RefSeq and is a predicted model, not a curated record. Bases 546 to 2159 code for a protein of 537 amino acids. The transcript has 2 exons. NCBI's taxonomy places the organism in Eukaryota, Metazoa, Chordata, Actinopteri, Siluriformes, Ictaluridae.